CUAAAAUUGUCUUUGCAGCAGUUAGCCGGCUUACACAAAAAGGUCCAUGCGUCGUCGUUUUGGUGAACAACUAAGUACUUACGGAAAACACGACUACUCAUAACAAUUCAAUCUUGCUGGUUGUAAUAUUACAACUUGCCGACCAAUUUCAAAUUCAGUCUCAACUCAUCAUGUGUAUCAUUAUUUCCUUCCGACUAACAGUGUUAAAGGUUUACACCUCGAGAAACUGAUAACAAGCACCUGUCAGAGUCGCGUACGUCAGCACAAUAAUGUCAGAAAAUUAAAUUGGCUACCAUGGGUCUCUUAUGUUAAUUAAGGCUAAGCCAUAUCUGACAAUUGUGGAUAUGAUAAAAAAUCCUUAUAAAACCUCUGGUGGGACUAGUAGAUUGACAAAUUGGGAAUGAAAUAAACCCUAAGUGUUGCAAACACCCACAGCUCCGCCCCCCUUUUUUUACCAGUCGGGAACUUGUGAUAACAACUUUAUUGUUUGUUUAUAUAUAUAUAUAUAUAUAGGUAAAUUAAAGGAUAGACAAUGAGUGAAAAACAAGAAGAAGUUGAUGACAAGGUCAGUGAUUUAGCUGAUGGCGUUCAGAAGGAGGAGAUUUAUGAUGAAGAUGUGGACACAUAUUAUUUUGAAUCAGAUCACACAGCGUUGAAAGGAAACCCAGACUAUCAAACACUUUUGAAGACGGUUAUCUUGCUAGAAUCUCAACGAAUUCAAGCCAUGAAGGAUCUAGACAAAUUACAUCAGUGUCAAGCAGAAGCUCUGAAAGAUCCCAUAUCAUUUGUCGAAAAACUUCAGAGUGGAGCAGAUAUUGGAUUUCCAAGGCGACAACAUGUGGCCAAUAUCCCUUCCCUCAACUGGGGAAAAUACACAAAAAAUGUUGACUUUUCAUCAUUGGGUGUACCAAAACACAUGACCAGACUCAAAAGGCAAAUAAUUGAAGGGAGUUCAGAUAAUGACCCAAUGCAGGUAAGCUCUAGUGGAACGGAAUCACAAGUGACCAUGGUGAGAGGUCGCCUGAAGGACGAAAGCAAGUCGGUAACAUUCAACAAGCUCUGGAAUGUGGAAGAACAGAAAAGAUUGGAGGAUUUGUUGAUCCAGUAUCAACCAGAAGAAGUAGAGGCCAAGCGAUGGCAGAAAAUUGCAGCAGCCCUUGGUAAUAGGACUCCACAACAGGUGGCAAGUCGAGUGCAGAAAUACUUCAUCAAGUUGGCUAAAGCUGGAUUACCUAUUCCAGGGAGAUUACCAAAUCUAGCCACACAUACUAAAAAGACUUCUCAUCGCCAUCACCGGUUCCAUAAGUUUUAUCACCAGCCGUCCACAUUCCUGUCUUCCCAUGAGCCUCCUGUAUACAUGUCUGACGAUGAAUCUAUGGCACCAGAUGAUCCAAUGUACGAUGACACAAACAGUAACCUACCUGAUACAUACACCCCAGACAUUUCUGAUGACGAGAGUAUACCUGCAGAGCUGAGAGAGUCAGAAGAGUAUUCAGAACUGAUGAGACUGAAACGACUUCGUGUGGAAAAAGUUCAGGGCAGGAAUGGUAUACCUCCACAACACAUUGGUUUUAAGUGUGACCGCUGCCAGUGUGAACCCAUUGUUGGCACCAGAUGGCACUGCAGUGACUGUCUCCAGGAAGAGGCUGUGGACUUUUGUGACAUGUGUGUGGAAAGCAAUUUUGAAACCAGAAAACACAACUCUAGUCAUCGAUUAAGACCAAUCAGUGUGCCUGAAACAACAGGCUUGGUGGACACUGAUUACACAACUUUCACCCCAGGAAACUACAAUUACCUUGACUCUAACUACAUGCCAGCCAACUGAAGCUGUCUACAAGAAUAAUGUGAUGCUACUGCAGUGGGUACAUAGUAAAACAAUGUUACAAAUAUCAACUAUUUUGAAAUUAA
Molecule: messenger RNA, 1908 nt
Organism: Ylistrum balloti
Lineage: Eukaryota; Metazoa; Mollusca; Bivalvia; Pectinida; Pectinidae
Product: ZZ-type zinc finger-containing protein 3-like
Exons: 8
Coding region: 533-1825 (430 amino acids)
Molecular function (GO): zinc ion binding
Source: RefSeq, a predicted model, not a curated record